GGAGGGCAUCCCUGACAUGCUCGCAGCAGAGAGCCUUCCCUUGUUGAUGGAUAAUGGGGAAGUUAAGGAAGCACCGCUAGGAGCCGCAGAGAAAGAAAAAGAUGAUGGGGAGAAGAUGAACGACGAAGGCUCUGUAAACUCACGGGAUUUAGACGGCAAUGCCUGUCCUGGGCAGGCUGAGUGUAAUCCUGGGCCUAGCUCAGACAGAGUCCCAGAACCUCAGAGGGCCUCUGAUAAGGAGCAGGGCGAUCAAGGGUUUGAUGUGGACAAACUGAAUCCUUCAUCGACAUAUGAGGACAUACAUCGUCUGUGCAAGAUGUACCCCCAUUUCUCCCGAAAAGUGAUGUUUCACACAGUGGACACUAUUGCGCAGAAGCAUGUAGGACUUAUGGUGGAGCAUUUCUUGACAUCGUCGAAAACGGUCUGCGACACCCUCAUGUUUGAAGUCUUAUUUUCACCCAAAUGCAACAUAACUGAAUGUCUGCGUUUCUUCUUACAAGAAGCAAACGUAGGCAGUCUGGUUCAGGACAGUGAGACACAGCUUUUAAACAAGGUGAAGGCGAUCAGAGCAAUUGCGGCCAUUACAAGGUGCACCAAUGAUGCCCAGGAUCUGAACCCCUGGCUUCCAUACCACUUCGUAACGCUGGCGAACGUCUUGGUCAGUCAGGCCCAACACAUGGAGAAGGGGACCAACAAGACAUUCAAAAAGUACAUGGUCCCAGGGGAAGCAAUUGAUAUUCUUGCAACCCUGAUUCAGAGGCUAAACUUGGUAGGGGAAAUGUCCUCCAAGCUCUGCCCCCCAGAGUGAUCGCCAGGCUCCUGCCUUCCAUCACGGACUGAAAGACCGUCCCUUCAACCGGUGCUGUGGAUCUGCCCCAAAGGACCCCAUCUCCUACUCCUGCCAAGGUUUCAGAUGUCACCAGGAGACUCUUUGUUGUCUCUGGGCAAAGAAAAGGAUGCCAUCACACCUUUCAACACUGCCACUCGGAUGCUGGGUACGGACCUUUCCCCAUUCAGGACAUGACAAUCCCUAUUUCAGCCAGGGUUAAUAUAUCCCAUCCACUUCAAGCAGCCUGUCCUGGUUUCCAAUCAUGGGAUGCAGCUGUGCGGCAAUGGGGAAAACAAGGUGAGCACUAGCACCUAAAGCCAGGUCUGGACUGAGCUCUGAGGCUUCAACUCCCAGAGACCAGCCAGGUACUUUGAGUGCUGCCUGGAUUCACAUCCCUGCUCAGCCAAGGAAGGAAGGCAGAGGGAGGACGGAAGAGAGGACUACAUCUCCCAGAAGCCCCUGCCCACCAUGCCCUUCC
Sceloporus undulatus (fence lizard) is the source of this 1307-nucleotide messenger RNA. RefSeq lists its product as uncharacterized. The transcript is spliced from 9 exons. The record is from RefSeq and is a predicted model, not a curated record. The coding region runs from base 17 to 808 and encodes 263 amino acids. NCBI's taxonomy places the organism in Eukaryota, Metazoa, Chordata, Lepidosauria, Squamata, Phrynosomatidae.